UUUCAACAUUUUAAUUACAGCUGUGCUUUAUUCCAUGGUGCUUAUUUGGCUUUAAAUAUUAUGUCUUGAUUGUAUUUGUUCGUGGGUAUUUGUCUGGGCUUCGUUUGGCAAUUUAUAACACUUAUGUUGCUAAGUGACAGAUUGACAAUUUGGAUAAUGAAAGGCACUGUUUGAUUGCUUUGUCUUGACAGCCUGACAGGGGUGUAUUAUUCUAAGACUUCAAACUAAAUAGUAUUAUUGUUUAUUGUAUGGUAAAACACAAUUAUAUUAAAUCUAAUUGACAAAUUCCACUAUUUAUAUUGAAGCAGUUUAAAAUAUUAUACGUUGUAUUGGCAUCUAAAGUCAAGGAGUUCUGAUUGUAUCUUCUACUUCUUUGCUUUAGUUAACAUAAAUAAAUCAGGGUUCAUAUUCUUUCUAGUUCAUGUCUAAAAUCUUUUAGUAUCUGCAAUUUUUCACUUUAUCUGAUUUUUCUAAAUAACGUAAUUACACCGUAAUUAUGAUCGUAUAUAUUCUAAAUGAAGAGAACCAGGACUUUGAGAUUAGACGACUUAGUUAAAGGGCUUCUCUCACUGCGGUUUUAUUCUGCAUUGUUCAAAUUUAUCUGUGAAAAUAAUUCAUUUGUAAAGGUCAGAGGCCGUUCCGUUUCCUUGUUUUGCAAAAGUUUUUGUUCUCCCUUUUUUUGUUGUAUUGCACACUUUCUGGUCUCGUGCGAACAUCCCAGACAGUGGAGUGGAAUGGAGUAUUUUCUUCUCCCCCCUGUGCUCUCUUGUGUUGUGGCGUUGACGCCAUUGUCGCUGGGUGAUUGGGAGCUGUCCAUCACUCGCUGGUGAACUGGCAGUUUACUUAAGAAAGUACACGUGGGACAAAAGGAGAUGGCAGGAGUGUGGCAGGCCGGCUGAAUAGAGGGAGGGCAGGCAAUUAGCCACCGCCUUGUCGGAGCUCUUUUACUUGUCAAGCCGGAGCCGCGACGCCAUUGUCCGAGCUGUGUAAAGGACAUUCCCAGGGCUUUGUUUUGGCUUUAAGGGCCUCGGGACUGCCUGCUGCAGGCCAGGGGAAGAGCAGGAGUCCCAACAGUGACAGAGAGGCUGAACGAGUGCAGGAGAAAAAGAAAGGAACAACGCAUUAAGAGAAAAGUCUCUUUCAAAAUGCAUUAAUACAGCUGGAAAACAUGUUUUAUUUGCGUAGCUUUGAAAGAUAUUUUAAUUCCCUUAGUUAAGAUAUAUUUUCUUUAGUAUUUUGCUUCAUCGGGUUAAAUAAAAAAUGUAUAUAUUAAUGCUACUGUGCUUAGAUGGUAAUAUUUCUUUCUAUAAAUAUUUAAUUUUUCAUGGUAAUUAGUCAGAUUUGGGUUGUUAGAGGUUAUAAAAGGUAAUAAACGGAUGACACAUCUUGUUAAUUAUAGAAUGCAAAAAUGAAAAUGAUCCUAACCUUAAGAAACUGUUUAUUCUGUUGGCAGAAUUUUUAUUUGUGAAAGAUGUAAGUUGCUUUGAAAAAUACAAUUUAUUUAUCCGAGGUGGUUUAACUCAUUUUUUUUUAAUUUUUCCUCCGAUCCUUUAGACAAUAUUUCCCUAAUAUUAAAAUUUAAUCCCAUGGUUUUUUUAUUGAGACCCACAUUUUUUUUAAAAACGUGUUCAGAUUUUAGGAACAUGUUUAGUUUUCUAAAUCACAACUCAGUUUGAUGGAAUCUCCUUGUCUCUGCGUGUGUGUGUGUGUGUGUGUGUGUGUGUGUGUGCGUGUGCGUGUGCGUGUGCUCUGAUGUCAAACAGAUCUCUUGAAUUUCUUUGCGCUUGUUGACAGAAAGUCUUGACCACGCGAAGCUUAUCAUUUAACUUAAGUUCUGAGAAGAAUGAUGGAUUCUGAAGGUGACAUAGAUGCAGAAAGGAAGGGAAGAGGGCAGUGAGGAGGGGAUCGAGGCCUUGUUCACGUGAACCUUGAAAAGAGACGGAGUUGAGAUGGGAGUUAAGAGAAAGAUUGUUCACCACUCUAAGGUAUUGUUUAGAAAAAGGGUGAGAUGGGGGGAGGGAAUAAAAAGGAUUGCAAAGAAAGGUGCCACGUCCGUGUCAGAGUGAAGAAUUCCACCCCCCUCCCUCAGAAAGUGAGUAUGAAGAGGGGACUGUCAGCAUCACACAGAUAAAGUGACUGUUGGCCACACUUUGCUGAGCCUGCCCUCCCUUUGUGGAUGUUGUUGUGUCUUGUUCCCUUCUAUCUCUCUCUCUCCCUCUCCUGCUCUCUCCUCUUUGUCUCCAUCUCUCGCCUCGCUCGCUUUACCUUGUAGCCAAAGCUUUUCAAGCUGCCAGUUCGUCUCUGGGCAUCCUGGAGGCACAGCAGAGCCCACACACAUACACACACACACACACACACACACACACACGUACUCUAAGAAACACAUACACAGGCCCAACGUACAGCAGGGAUUUGGGUAAUAACUGAUUUUUGUGCGCGUAUGUUUGUGAGUAUAUAUUUUUUUUUUCUGGAGUUAUUGCUAGUGGGAAGAUUGCUGCAGUGCUGAAAAUCUGCUCACAGUUUUUUUUUUCUUCUCUCUGUCCACAUUCUGGCUUCUUGUGCUUCUUGUCACCGGCAUCAAAACUUUCGCUGAGAAGAAGAGGAGACUCUAAAGCCUCUGUGGUUAGAGUGAGGGAUUUCUUUUUUUAAGGAUGGAUGUGGGUGGGUGGGGAGGAUUGUGGUGACUGUGUGUUUAUGGGGGGAAACUAGGCCUCAGACCCUGAACCUGCUUUAGACGCCUCAAGAGAUGCACACACUCUCUUAUGUCAAAACCUGAGGGAACAAUGUUCAGCCGGCCUCGGCACCAAGUGCAAAGAGAGGGGGGCCGAUAAACACACAUGCACACACGCCACACAUGCCCAGCAAACACACUUGCACACAGUGAAGGAAGGAGCCAAGGCAGAAACAGACAAAGAAGGAGAAGUGCAGGAGAGAAGCGUCCAAGAGAGAAGCGAGAGAGCUUCUCCCCGGCGUAGAGAGGGGAAGGAGGAGCUGGGGGGGGGCCAGGUGGAAGGAGGAGGAGACGGGGGCGGGGGUGGGACCGAGAGGGUCAUGUACCCGCGGGAUGGAGUUUCAGCCGGGCCGGAGGAGACGGGAGCCGAGGCAGGAGUCCUGGGCCCCGGGCUCUCUCUCCUCCAGCAGGUGGGCUACUGGCACCUCAAUCUGAGCAGCUGGUCUAAUAAGGUUCCAGUGGUACAGCACCCUCACCAUGUGCACCCUCUCACGCCUCUGAUCACCUACAGCAAUGAGCACUUCACACCGGGGAACCCCCCACCUCACCUACAGACAGAAGUGGAUCCCAAAACAGGAAUCCCAAGGCCUCCACAUCCUCCAGAUAUAUCUCCUUAUUACCCGCUGUCACCUGGCGCUGUCGGCCAGAUCCCCCAUCCGUUAGGAUGGCUAGUACCACAGCAAGGUCAACCUGUUUAUACAGGGGGUUUUAGACACCCCUACCCAACUGCGCUCACUGUCAACGCAUCCAUGUCAAGUCUUCUGUCCUCUAGGUUCCCCCCACACAUGGUGCCCCCCCACCACAGUUUGCACGCCACGGGCAUCCCACACCCAGCCAUCGUCACACCCAACGUCAAGCAGGAAUCCUCCCACAGCGACAUCUCUCUCAGCUCCCCUCUGUUUCUCCACAGGAAACAGUCCGACGCUAAAAAGGAAGAGGAGAAGAAGAAGCAGGUCCACAUAAAGAAGCCUCUGAAUGCCUUCAUGCUUUACAUGAAGGAGAUGCGGGCCAAGGUGGUGGCUGAGUGUACACUGAAGGAAAGUGCUGCCAUCAACCAGAUCCUGGGGCGGAGGUGGCACGCCCUAACGCGGGAGGAGCAGGCCAAGUACUACGAGCUAGCCAGGAAAGAGCGACAGCUCCACAUGCAGCUGUACCCGGGCUGGUCAGCACGAGACAACUAUGCGGCUAACCAACAGGGGAAAAGGAAGAAGAGAAAAAGGGAAAAGCAGCAAGCAGAGAGCAAUGAACACAGAGAAUAUUUUCCAAACCCUUGCCUUUCACUCCCUCCGAUUACAGACCUGAGCGCUCCUAAGAAGUGUCGAGCGCGCUUUGGGCUCGAUCAACAGAAUAACUGGUGUGGCCCGUGCAGGAGAAAAAAAAAGUGCAUUCGCUACAUCCAAGGUGAAGGCAGCUGUGCCAGUCCUCCCUCUACGGACGGAAGCUUACUAGACUCCCCCCCCUCCUCCCCCUCCUCAGUGGUUCCCUCCCCCUCCUCAAAAGAGUCCAAACCUCAGACUGAACAAAUGCAACCUCUCUCACUGACUAUGAAACCGGCCCACCAGCCACUCCACCACCCGCACCUCCUGGCUGGGCCUCCACCGCCAUCUUUGGUUCAGCUGGAAAACUCUGCUGCAGCUAGGAAAACGCCCGGCGCCUCCUCCCACAACGGAGCCCUGGAGCGCGGUGACGUCACAUCCUCGCGGCAGCCGGGCUCUUCUGUGGCGUCCUCAAUGGCCCGGCCCUCAGCAUUGCUGUGUCAUUCCCACUCGCUCCUCUCCUCCACGGCCCCUCAGCCUCUGUCGCUAGUGACCAAGUCUAUAGAAUAGUCUACCUUAUUCUUCUCCUCUUUUCUAUCUCUGCACACACAGAUAUACACACACACACACACUCACUCACACACACCUUUCUAGGCCCUCUCUCUGCUAUAUUUCACUCGCUGUCGGUUCAUUUCUCUUUAUGUUUCUGUGCCACAAGGCUUUGAAAUUUAGUUUAUGUUUUAUUAAAGUUCAUUGGUCAAUAUUUGACCCGUCAUUAUCAAAAAAAAAAAAGAAUCGAAUUAUUAUAAAGAAAUGAUACAAUGAGCUGUAGUAUAGCUUUGUGAAUCUGCCAAAAUUUUUAUGGAUUUUCUUUUGUCUUUUUUGUAGUGUUAAAACAGUGCAAACAGAAAAAUGAUCUAGUUCAACUUCAAAAUGUUUAAAAGACGGAUAUAAAAAGGUAGGCUAGAUUAUUCAAUGAGCCCUUUUCUUGAAAGAGUUGGUUCUCCUUCUUUAUUUGUAUUAAAUACGAGCUUGCGAACCAAUCAUUUGACAUCUGUUCAAACUCUAGGAGGGCAUGAGGCUAGCGGCGACACCUCUUCGAGGAACAACUUUAAUUGUGAUGUUACUUGUUCUUGUUUAAAUGUACAGAAUAAUGGGGAGGGGGGAUUACUGUGUUAAAUAUGCAUUCUUCCACUGCGUUGUCUUUUUUCUUUGUUGUUUACCUUUGGGGUGGAGUCCGGCAAGUUGGGUGGGCUUGAGGGGAGGUCGGGGUGGGAGGGUUGAGGGUUAUUAAAUUCAAAAUGUCACAACGCUAGGACCAGUAGUAUUUAUUGCUUUAGAGAUUGCUUGUUGUAUCUUGUACGUGUCUCUUUUUGACUUUUUUUUUUUCUUAAUACAUUGUACAAAUAUUUUUUCUUAAGGUAAGCGACUUAUAUAUGAAUGAUCAUUUUUACGAGGAGGUUUUAAAAGGCAAAAUCUUUUGUUAUUGAUUUCUUUCCUCACUGAAAACCUGGAUUCCACUCAGUGUAUUGUGUAGAUCUCAUGAACAGAAGUAUGCACAACUUCAUUUCAAGAAAUGCGUCUAUAAGCCAUUUUACAAAAAAAGAAGAAAAGAAAACUUGAAACAAGACCUUGGGUACCGUGUCUUCAGUAGUUGGAAAAGUGUCUAAAGCCCUUCUUUUUUAUUGCACAGUCACAUCUCUCAGACUGUAGAUUCGUGUACAGAUUUUCCGUGCCAAAUUUUGUGAUAAUUUCCUCUGCCCCUCUAACCACGCUGUAGGGAUCCUUUUUAUUUUUGUCGUUUUUUAAAAUUUCAUUUCGAUACCAUUCUUUGCUGUGACGUUACAUAGAUUGCUAUGUAUGUAGUAUAAAUGUUGCUAUAACAAAUGUGUUUGGUAGCAAACUGUCAAAUAUUAAAAUUUAAACUUAAUGAAAAGGCGGACAUCAUACUGUAUAAACCCACAAGGGCCAAAUUAUGUAUAUUAGGAAGUUCAUAAAAAAACUAUGAAAUACAAAAAAAUACACAAACUGCCACUUUUAAGUACACUACUACAUAUAGGUAGAUAGAAAAAAUAGGCAUGUUGAUGUUGCAAGAGGCUGUAAAAAAAGCUACAAGAGAAUCAUCCACUCGGUGCCAUUGUAGUUGACAUGACGCGACUGUAAUCUGUCGAUUUCUUCUCUGGUUUAUUAAGAUGCUAAUGAUAAAUAGUUUGAAUGUUUCCUUAACGGCUGUGAUGUUCCUGUUCUAUUUUAUGCUCUUAUCUUUUUGUUUGUUUGUUUUUCCUGUUAUUUUAAAUGGUUCCAAAACCAUGUUUUUUUGUAAUGAAUAAAUGUUUAUGCUGUACAGUCUCUGUAGCAUGCAGUUCUGUAUUAAUAAAAGCAACUUAGUAUGUGCA
Molecule: messenger RNA, 6383 nt
Organism: Anarrhichthys ocellatus (wolf-eel)
Lineage: Eukaryota; Metazoa; Chordata; Actinopteri; Perciformes; Anarhichadidae
Gene: tcf7l2
Product: transcription factor 7 like 2
Exons: 11
Coding region: 3052-4557 (501 amino acids)
Biological process (GO): canonical Wnt signaling pathway; regulation of transcription by RNA polymerase II
Cellular component (GO): catenin-TCF7L2 complex; chromatin; beta-catenin-TCF complex
Molecular function (GO): RNA polymerase II cis-regulatory region sequence-specific DNA binding; DNA-binding transcription factor activity, RNA polymerase II-specific
Source: RefSeq, a predicted model, not a curated record